Molecule: messenger RNA, 1713 nt
Organism: Brassicogethes aeneus
Lineage: Eukaryota; Metazoa; Arthropoda; Insecta; Coleoptera; Nitidulidae
Source: the annotation of a GenBank genome assembly
AUGGUGUACUUGUUAGCAGAUUGGGGCAUGGGAGAUUCUGAAACCCGCGGCCGAAACUAUGCGGACUCAACGACUUUAUCAACAUCAUCAACAACAACCACAACGCUCGCAGUCCAAUCAACGGUCGGCCAGAAACCCUCCAGCAAUCAGUUAGAACUGCUCCGUGAUGAAAACGACGAAGUUGACCUUCACCCCCUCAGCAAUCAAGUUGGAGGCCACACUAGACUAAUGGUACUGAACCCCAGCACAAUAUGCAAGCCCCUCAACUAUAGAGAACUCGAUUUCUACCAGAACAUUCAAGAUCAAGAGAUUAAAACAUUUGUACCUAAAUAUAAAGGAGUUAUGCAGGCAACUUUGUGUAGCGGAGGAAAAAUGGAAAAACGGUACAGUCCCAGUUUUAGAGACGAAUCUUCCAGAUCUAAAAGUGAUAGGAAAAGAAAAAGAGAGGACGUUUUAAAAAUGAGAAUUCAUCAUACAGGACACCCCAAGGACGUAAUCAAAAGUAUUUCGCAAUCGGACAAUACAAAUAAGCAAUACUUCCUCAUGUUGGAAAACAUCACGUCUCACUACACACAUCCGUGCAUUUUGGACUUGAAAAUGGGCACCAGGCAGCAUGGAGACGACGCGUCAGCAGAAAAAAGAUCCAAACAGAUGGCCAAAUGUGCCGCCAGCACGUCAGCUUCGCUAGGAGUCAGAUUGUGUGGGAUGCAGGUUUACCAGGCGGAAUCCGACAUUUAUCUUAAGAAAGACAAGUAUUGGGGUAGAGAGUUAAACGAAGACGGCUUCAAAAACGCUCUAUGCCGAUUUUUUGACAACGGAUUCGGUCUACGAGUAUCAGUUAUAAGAAAGGUUAUAUCGAAACUAGAACAGCUUAGACGAGUAAUAGAAAGACAAAGCUGCUACAGAUUCUAUUCCUGUUCAUUACUAAUAGUAUACGAAGGCGACGGUGGCAUUCCCCUGUUGACGGUUACAAAACCGGACUCGUGCUGUUCGAGCACGCUGGAUCCGAUCUUUUGCGAGAACGACUGCACGCGGGCUUCUGAGGACAACAGCCGCGAGAUGGCGUGCUGCUACGACGCCGACACCAGCAACUCUUCCAUUGAUUUCAAUUCCAGCCACGACGAGGUGUCGCAGGAUUCCCAUCAUCGAGGUUUUGGCGAAGCCGCUGCCAGAGGUGCAAAAUCCAGCACCUUCUACCCCAUAUCCGAAGAGACCGUAUUCCUCGACUCCCCUCCAACCGUCCCCAGCAUAACGACCAGCAGUCCGGUCGACAGCUGGAUGAUGUUUUCGAAUAGCAGCUCGGACGAGUAUUCGCUUUCCGGGCACCUGAACGGCGGCGCCAGCUCGAACGACGAGGCGUCCGACUUCGAGCCUUCGUCGCCGCACAAAAACAAACGCAACUGCACGGUGCAGUUUUCGGAGUUGGAGCUCGAAGACGAGGAGGACGAGGAGUUGAGUCCGACCAUAUCGCACAAGAGCAUCACCAAGAGGUUGUGCGUCAAGGAUAUGCCGUCUGGAUCAAGACGAUCCAGAACCCCAGCCCCGGCGAACGUGGACGUGCGCAUGAUCGACUUCGCGCACACGUCGUUCGUCACGAAAUCGUCCGAAUCCAGCUCGAGCGCCGCCGCAGUGCACCAGGGACCCGACGGCGGCUUCCUCACCGGCUUGGACAGUCUCAAACGUCUCCUGUCGCAGAUUUUGGCCGAAGGUUAG